Echinostoma caproni is the source of this 933-nucleotide messenger RNA. NCBI's taxonomy places the organism in Eukaryota, Metazoa, Platyhelminthes, Trematoda, Plagiorchiida, Echinostomatidae. The record is from the annotation of a GenBank genome assembly.
AUGAUACAACCGUACUCAUGGGCACUGUAUCGACCACCGGAUGAGUUGAACUAUUCACUGGUUUGGACGAGUAUUGGGAAGGAAGACGCGUGGGAUGAGAAAGCCUGUGACGACUGUAUGCAUGAGCUGUUGAACAAGACGAGGAGUGACGGACGAUGCAACUUAUCGGAAGAUUGCUGGCGUAAAGUCAUCUCAGAUGAACAAUCAGGAUACAGUUUAGCACAUCAAGUUAUCUACAUUCUACUCGGAAUAAAUAUAUGUUCUAUUGUGUACGGAGCCUCGAUUCCCUGUCUGUUACAUGUGCCCAUUACUGAUGAUUCAUAUCCACAGUCUGGUUGCUUAGAAGACUUGGAACGGAUGACCAGGGAGACGACAACGGAACGGUCGUUGGACAAACUAUUACAAACACUGUGCACUCGGAUCUUUAUUGAGGCAAACAGUUUGGCCGCGGCCGAUUUUCCCCUGGAAUAUCGGGACUUGUUUAUGGAACAAAUCGGAAUAUGCGGAGAUGCCGGUUUUGUCGAUCAGACCGAAUUGUCUUGGUUGGAGCACAUUUUGUCGUGGCAAGCACCGAUCGGUUGCUACUAUCAAUUUGACCAUGAAUAUAUUGAUCCAAUCAAUUUCGAUCCCAACGGAUACGGGACGUAUCGACGAAAAAAACGAGCAGAAAAAGCAAUGGGAAUAACGGGGACCACGGGGGCAACAACAACUAGGACAAUCACGAGCAGAAAAUCGGCCCGGAGGACAUCAGUGUCACCGUCAUCAUCACGACCACAAACAGCAGCAGCAGCGGCAGCAACAGCAACAGCAACAGCGGCGGCAACAGCCAAACCGCACAAAUGUCUCGCGCAUAGAACUAAUGUGGCACUGUUGGCGAUGCGAAGUUUUCUUGUGCGUUUUGUCGAAACACUGUACGGGGUCGGUGCACACUGA